AAGAGCCAACUUCCAGGCAACUGCAGUUUGAAAUCAAUGAAGAGACACCUCCAGGAGCUGAAGCUACAGUUGAGAACAGCUGUCAGUUGGGAGAAUCAGGAUUAACUGAAUGUGGGGAAAUUCUAAAGAAACUCUCCAGGUACCUUUGGGCCCACCUGUCAAAAUCCGAGAGGGUCAGCUUGCUGAAAGACUUCGUUGAAUCUGAAUUUUUUUUGAUUGAUGGAGAUUCCUUACUCCUCACUUGUGCUCUCCAUGUGAACCUCAAGAUGGGGCAAACCCUCCACUUCUUCUACAUUAUGGAGCGGUUUCUGCACGACUUCAUUCAAAAGGAAGCCAGAUUUGUAAUCGUCUUUUUUAAGGAUGCAGAAAAUAUAUAUUUUAACUGCCCUCAUUUUCUGGCCCUUCGUACUGCCCUGAUUCAACAUUUAGAAUACAAUACUGAUGUCACUGUUCAUACCGAGUUUUCCAAUUGUUUGUCUCCAGAAUGGAACACAUUUCUUGAGGAAUGCUACCCGCAUUUCUUGGUCGUCUCAGACGAAGGAAUCACCGCUCGACAAACAGAUUUUUUAAACAUUUUUAUCAUUCAUGCUCUUCAGAAGAAAAUCAAUAUAGUACAGCCCUUGGGGCUAGAGUCGGAUGUCCUUAGAAUUUAUGGAUAUCAUACCUCAAGUCGCUUUGAGCACAGACAAUUCUUUGAAAUGCAUGAGAAACAGCUGCGACAUGCCUUGGUUUUCCAAAAGUCACAGGAAGCAAGAAUAUCUGUGUGUGGUCAUUUGAAAUUAAAUGUGGAAGACCUGCAGAAAGAGGUGCAUCAAACCCUGUCCUUGCUUCAGGACCUGUGGCCACAAGGAGCUGAAAUCCGAGGUGUUGUCUGCUCCGUUUCAUGCUCGGUGGCACUAAAGCUCUACAAAAAAAUGUUACUAGAUUUAGAAGACCGUGGAAAACCCAAACACAUACACAGAAAACUGUGA
Messenger RNA from Oryctolagus cuniculus (rabbit), 971 nucleotides. Lineage: Eukaryota; Metazoa; Chordata; Mammalia; Lagomorpha; Leporidae. The record is from RefSeq and is a predicted model, not a curated record.